Messenger RNA from Thlaspi arvense, 1143 nucleotides. Lineage: Eukaryota; Viridiplantae; Streptophyta; Magnoliopsida; Brassicales; Brassicaceae. The record is from the annotation of a GenBank genome assembly.
AUGUUCUCCAUCAGCCGCCAUGCCCAAACCCUUAAAACCCUAGCUUCCUCCUUUACCCAGAACCGGACUUACGUUGGCGUUUACAUGAAAUGGAAGAAAGAUGCUUACUUCGACAACAUCGAACACAUUCUCCGCUCUUCUCAGCUCAAAUCCGUCCUCGCUCUCAAGAACUGUAUCGCCCAGGAUCCCGAUCGCUGCAUCCCGAUCUCCUCCGUCUCCAAGAAGAUGCUCCAGUUCGAUGUCUCGGUUAAAAUCGCCAAGUUCUUAAGGCAGUUUCCAUCCAUCUUCGAGGAGUUCGUUGGUCCAGAGCACAAUCUCCCCUGGUUUAGAUUGACACCAGAAGCUGCAGAGCUCCACAGGGAAGAGAAGCUCGUUUACCAAAACUCCGCCGAGGAUUUGCGUCAGAGGUUGAGGAAACUGAUUCUGAUGAGCAAAGACAACGUCUUGCCGCUGAGUAUUGUUCAAGGCAUGAAAUGGUACCUGGGUUUGCCAGAUGAUUACCUUCAGUUCCCAGAGAUGAAUCUCGACUCUUCGUUUAGGUUUGUGGAUAUGGGAGAUGGAGUUAAAGGUUUAGCUGUAAACUAUAAUGGAGAAAAGAUUCUGUCUGUGUUGCAGAAGAAUCAAGGAGACGAUUCAGAAAUUGGGUUUCCUCUGUUUCCAUCGAAAGGUUGUAGAUUGAGAGUAAAGAUUGAAGAUUGGUUAAAAGAGUUUCAACAGCUUCCUUAUGUUUCACCGUACGAUGAUUAUUCUCGUUUGGAUCCAUGCAGUGAUGUAGCAGAGAAGAGAGUCGUUGGGUUUCUUCACGAGCUGCUCUGCCUCUUUGUCGAUCACUCAGCGGAGAGGAAGAAGCUCUUAUGCCUCAAGAAACACUUCGGAUUGCCUCAAAAGGUUCACAAGGCCUUUGAGAGACAUCCACAGAUCUUUUACUUGUCCAUGAAGAACAAGACCUGUACGGCUAUUCUCAGAGAGCCUUACAGAGACAAAGCCAGUGUAGAGACACAUCCUGUGUUAGCAGUAAGGAAGAAAUACAUUCAACUGAUGAAGAGCUCUGAGUUGAUUCUCAAGAGUAGAAGAAGUAGUAGUUACGGGUUUUCUAACGAAGGUAUUGUAGAGAGAGAUUUGGAUUUGGAUUUUGAAGGAUAA